Molecule: messenger RNA, 1596 nt
Organism: Sodiomyces alkalinus F11
Lineage: Eukaryota; Fungi; Ascomycota; Sordariomycetes; Glomerellales; Plectosphaerellaceae
Exons: 1
Coding region: 1-1596 (531 amino acids)
Biological process (GO): tRNA-type intron splice site recognition and cleavage
Cellular component (GO): tRNA-intron endonuclease complex
Source: RefSeq, a predicted model, not a curated record
AUGCCUCUCGACGAUGAUGAUAAUCCUUCGGCAGCACCGUAUCCUCCCAAAGACGCAGCAGCCCCCGAUGCCGAGGAUGACGCCGAAGACGGCCCGUUCGACAUGAAACUUUUUACGUCCAUGUUCCACAAGAAAGGAAUCGCGGUACAAUCGGUUCGGAAGGGCCAGAAGGACUUUGAGUCGCACGGGACCAAAGCGCAAGACCAGGCGCUCGAGGCGAGCAGGCGCGUGAUCGAAGAAGUGCUCAGCUACACGCGCAUCCACAAGGACGACUGGAACAAGGGCUGGUACUUCCCGGACCACUGGCCGCAGGCGCUGGAGGAGAUGGCGAACGGCACGGAGGAAGCAGCGGCGCGGCCCGAGUUUGUGCGCAACAUCGACCCCUCGAUUCACGUGCGCGACUGCGUCGUUGUGCUAGAACAGACCAAGGGCCAGUUGUUCAAGUCGAUUGGUCGCUCGGUCAGGGGGCUCAAACCCCCGCAGCCGGCCAUUGGCAAGACGUGGCUCCUCCCGGAGGAGGCGCUGUUCCUGGUCGAGCGCGGUUCGUUGGAUCUUUGGUGGCCGGACGUUGCCCUGGGUGAGAUUAUUAUGCCUGCCUUCAAGGCGAAGAAGGCGGAGGCGGGGGAUGCGGCUUCCGGUGCGCGCGACGCCGAGGCUCCGGUUGUUAUUUCUAGCAGUCCGACGGGCAGCACGGGAGCGGAUGGCGAGGAGGAGGAGGAGGAGGAGGAGGAGGACGACGACGACUACGAAGAGUUUGCCAACGGCCUCCCUCUGAGCUUACAGGCAGCGUACGCUUUUUUUAUCGGCCUGGAAGGGGAGAGGGGCAAGGUGACACUCCCGAAAUAUCAGGUGUAUGCUCACCUGAAGCGAUCUGGCUACCACGUUCUCCGAGCCCCGCCGCCGGCCGCAACAAGAACCGUCGACGACGACGAAGAGGCGCGACGGACACGGCCACGAGAACCACAGCAACAACCGUCGACGACACCUAGGACAUUAUGGCAGUGGCUGUUUUCCCUCUUGAGCAAGGGAUCAAACACGGGACCAUCCCCCGUCGGACCUCUAGUCAAACCCGGACUGUACCGGAGCUACGUCCCUGUUUACGAUCAACUCGAACUCCUCUGGCGGUACAAGCCGCUUGCGGAACGGCCGGAGCCUGCGGCGGCGCCCGAGGCACCCUACAAGGUAUUUUACCACGUAUGGAGGCCGUCGAAGCACGCCGUGUUUACCAAGAGCGACCCGCCGCCUCCGGAUUUUCGCAUCGCGGUCGUGGAUGCCCGAGACACGUCCGUGCCGAGCCUGGAAGAAGUCACUGCCCUCCUGGCCUCGACGCCCCAUGACGCCGCCGACCCGGCUUGGGUCGGGGCCGGCAAGAUGUAUCAGCGGUUGAAGCACGGGCAUCGCAACGUUCUCAUUGCGGUUGUCGACAGGGGGCUUGUCAACUUUAUGCGGUUCGGCGAAGGGACGUUUGGAGAGGAGAAGCUGUUUGAGCGGUUUGACGGCAGGGGCAGCAACCAGCGGGGUGGCAAGAGGGGAGGUCGCGGUGGGAGAGGAGGGGGACGCGGUCGAGGCCGUGGCCGAGGAGGAAGACGAGGCUGA